Molecule: messenger RNA, 2256 nt
Organism: Acomys russatus (golden spiny mouse)
Lineage: Eukaryota; Metazoa; Chordata; Mammalia; Rodentia; Muridae
Gene: Gpr162
Product: G protein-coupled receptor 162
Exons: 4
Coding region: 7-1773 (588 amino acids)
Biological process (GO): G protein-coupled receptor signaling pathway
Cellular component (GO): membrane
Molecular function (GO): G protein-coupled receptor activity
Source: RefSeq, a predicted model, not a curated record
GAUAGAAUGGCUCGGGGUGGAUUGGGGGCAGAAGAGGCCUCCUUAAGGUCGAAUGCAUUGUCCUGGCUGGCCUGUGGGCUCUUGGCCCUGCUGGCCAAUGCCUGGAUCAUCCUUAGCAUCUCAGCCAAACAACAGAAGCACAAGCCGCUGGAGUUACUGCUCUGCUUCCUGGCUGGGACACACAUACUCAUGGCAGCUGUGCCCCUUACCACCUUCGCUGUGGUGCAGCUUCGGCGCCAGGCAUCCUCUGACUAUGACUGGAACGAGAGCAUCUGCAAGGUCUUUGUGUCCACUUACUACACGCUGGCCCUGGCCACCUGCUUCACAGUUGCCUCGCUCUCCUACCAUCGCAUGUGGAUGGUGCGCUGGCCCGUCAACUACCGCCUCAGCAAUGCCAAGAAGCAGGCACUGCAUGCCGUCAUGGGCAUCUGGAUGGUCAGUUUUAUCCUUUCCACGCUGCCAUCCAUUGGCUGGCAUAACAACGGAGAACGCUACUAUGCCCGAGGCUGCCAGUUCAUAGUCUCCAAGAUUGGCCUCGGUUUUGGCGUUUGCUUCAGCCUCUUGCUUCUCGGGGGCAUCGUCAUGGGAUUAGUCUGUGUGGCUAUCACAUUCUAUCAGACACUGUGGGCCCGACCCCGGAGAGCUCGGCAGGCCCGGAGAGCGGGGGGCAGUGUGGGAGCCAAAGCGGGUGGGCUGGGGGGCUUGGGCACCCGGCCAGCUUUUGAGGUGCCAGCCAUUGUGGUGGAGGAUACUCGAGGGAAGCGGCGGUCCUCACUGGAUGGCUCUGAAUCUGCCAAGACAUCCUUGCAGGUCACCAACUUGGUCAGCGCCAUCGUUUUCCUCUAUGACUCACUCACAGGGGUGCCCAUCUUGGUGGUGAGCUUCUUCUCCUUGAAGUCAGACUCAGCUCCGCCAUGGAUGGUGCUGGCUGUGCUGUGGUGCUCCAUGGCACAGACUCUGCUUCUGCCCUCCUUCAUCUGGUCCUGUGAGCGCUACCGUGCAGACGUGCGCACAGUGUGGGAGCAGUGCGUGGCUAUCAUGUCUGAGGACGAUGGCGAUGACGAUGGGGCCUGUGAUGACUACACAGAUGGCCGAGUGUGCAAAAUCCGUUUUGAUGCUAAUGGGGCCACAGGAUCAGGCAGCCGGGACCCCUCCCAGGUGAAACUGCUGCCCGGACGGCAUAUGCUCUUUCCGCCUCUUGAGAAAGUACACUAUUUACAGGUCCCUUUGUCCCGCCGAUUGUCCCAUGAUGAGACCAACAUCUUUUCUACUCCUCGGGCACCAGGCUCCUUCCUGCACAAGUGGUCAUCCUCUGAUGACAUCCGGGUCCUCCCAGCCCACAGCCGAGCCCUUGGGGCGCCUCCUGAAUACUUGGGACAGGGACACAGGCUGGAGGAUGAGGACGAUGAGGACGAUGCUGAAGGUGGGGGCUUAGCCAGCCUUCGCCAGUUCCUAGAAAGCGGCGUUCUGGGGUCAAGUGGGGCACCCCCACGAGGUCCUGGCUUCUUCCGGGAGGAGAUCACCAUGUUCAUCGACGAGACGCCUCUGCCUUCUCCAACUGCCUCACCAGGACCCUCUCCUCGUAGGCCUAGGCCACUGGGUUUUUCACCUCGACGACUCUCCCUUGGGUCUCCUGAUAGCCGAGCGGUUGGACUUCCUUUGGGGCUAAGUGCAGGGAGACGCUGUUCCCUGACAGGGAGUGAGGGAAGUUCAAGGGCUUGGGGAAGACCUUGGGGCCCAGGGAACCCCAUCUUCCCCCAGCUCACCCUGUGAGGCCACAUGGGGACCUGCUUAACUCAGAGGAGGGGACGAGGGUGAGUGAGCACUCCUCAUUCUGGCCCUGAGCCUGUGGGAGCUGCCUCCAGAGAGAUGGGCACUAGAUAUGGGCUCUGGAGCCCAAUUCUCUCCCAUCCAAGCGACCAGAUACCCUACUCACCCGUCUUCACCCCUAGCAAAAUGUAUUAAAAGGCUGAAGUGUUGCCAUGGAAAUCUUGUGUUCAGCAUCUGCGGUGGAGAAUGGUCAGUGGCUUGGACAAGGGAGAGUGGCUCAUAGAGGACAAAAUGGAGAAAGGGCACGGGGAAAAGAUACAGAGAUGGUCCAACAUGCAGACAUAGGAGAAAUGGGCUUAGAAGCAUAUGAUCCUGAGAUGGGACGCUUGAGUGUGUUAGCUUGAAAUGGAACGGAUCUUUGUUUAAAUUAGUAAAAGCGCGCAAUCUUCAUCUCCCCUAAGUGCAUCGGGUCUUCAUUUUUCUGGG